Trichophyton rubrum CBS 118892 is the source of this 2004-nucleotide messenger RNA. Its product is annotated as acetate--CoA ligase. The record is from RefSeq and is a predicted model, not a curated record. Lineage: Eukaryota; Fungi; Ascomycota; Eurotiomycetes; Onygenales; Arthrodermataceae. The transcript is spliced from 6 exons. Gene Ontology annotation, cellular component: cytosol. Bases 1 to 2004 code for a protein of 667 amino acids. Gene Ontology annotation, molecular function: AMP binding; acetyl-CoA synthetase activity.
AUGGCAGAGGUAGACGCUGCUAAGGCCCCGGUGGUGGUGGAAGCCCACCAGGUCGAGACCGUUGGUGUGCCUGCAGAGUACCACCAGCACUCUACCAAAACGCACCUGAACAGCUUUGAGGAAUACAAGACUCUUUAUGAGGAGUCUAUCUCCAGUCCAGAUACCUUCUGGGCGCGGCUGGCGCGGGAAUUAGUGACCUUUGACAAAGACUUCAACACGACGCACAUCGGCUCCUUGAGGGGAGGUGAUAAUGCUUGGUUUGUUGGUGGAAAACUGAAUGCUUCUUACAACUGUGUCGACCGCCAUGCGCUCAAGAAUCCGGAUAAGGUUGCUAUCAUCUAUGAGGCCGAUGAGCCCGGUGAAGGGCGCAGCAUCACUUACGGCGAGCUGCUCAAGCAAGUCUCGAGCUUUGCAUGGACUUUGAAGCAGCAGGGGGUGAAGAAGGGAGAUACGGUGGCUAUCUAUUUGCCUAUGAUUCCAGAGGCUCUGGUUGCCUUCCUUGCUUGUUCUCGCAUCGGUGCUGUGCACUCUGUCGUCUUCGCGGGCUUCUCGUCCGACUCGCUGCGUGACCGUAUCAAUGAUGCCAACUCCAAGGUUGUCAUCACUUCUGAUGAGGGCAAGCGAGGCGGAAAACUCAUUGGAACCAAGAAGAUUGUCGACGAGGCCUUGAAGCAGUGUCCUGGAGUGACUAGCUGCCUCGUGUUCAAGAGGACUGGAGCAGACGUUCCAUGGACUCAAGGACGCGACCUCUGGUGGCACGAGGAGGUUGAGAGGUACCCCAGCUACAUUGCUCCUGAGUCCAUGGAGUCGGAAGAUCCUAUUUUUCUCUUGUACACUUCAGGCUCAACCGGCAAGCCCAAGGGACUGAUGCACACAACUGCUGGUUACCUGGUUGGCGCCGCCGCAACUGGUAAAUACGUCUUUGACAUCCAUGAGGAAGACCGAUUCUUCUGCGGUGGAGACGUUGGCUGGAUUACCGGACAUACCUAUGUUGUCUAUGCUCCACUGCUUCUCGGUGCGACUACAGUCGUUUUCGAGAGUACCCCUGCCUAUCCGAACUUCUCGAGAUACUGGGACGUCAUUGAGAAGAACAAGGUCACGCAGUUCUAUGUUGCACCAACCGCACUAAGACUUCUCAAGCGUGCCGGUGACCAGCAUAUCCACCAUGAGAUGAAGGAUCUUCGAGUAUUGGGAAGUGUUGGUGAGCCAAUUGCAGCUGAGAUCUGGAAAUGGUACUAUGAAGUUGUUGGCAAGAAGAAGGCCCAAGUUGUCGACACAUAUUGGCAAACUGAGACUGGCUCUCACGUCAUUACUCCCCUUGGUGGAAUAACUCCUACCAAGCCUGGGAGCGCCUCACUGCCAUUCUUUGGCAUUGAGCCUGCCAUCGUCAACCCAGUUACCGGCGAAGAAUUGAAGGGUAACGAUGUAGAGGGUGUAUUGGCAUUCAAGCAACCGUGGCCAAGCAUGGCUCGCACGGUGUGGGGUGCCCACAAGCGAUACAUGGACACCUACUUCAACGUUUACCCAGGAUUAUAUUUCACUGGAGACGGUGCUGGCCGAGACCAUGAUGGAUAUUACUGGAUCAGAGGCAGAGUUGACGACGUUGUGAAUGUCUCCGGCCAUCGACUUUCUACCGCUGAAAUAGAAGCUGCUCUCAUCACACACUCUUCCGUUGCCGAGGCUGCCGUCGUUGGUGUACACGAUGAGCUUACUGGCCAGGCAGUCAACGCCUUCGUUGCCCUCAAGACAAGCAACGAAAUCGGCGAGGAGAUCCGCAAGGAGUUGGUACUGCAGGUUCGGAAAUCUAUUGGACCAUUUGCGGCUCCUAAGGCGGUCUAUGUCGUUGAAGACCUACCCAAGACUCGCAGCGGAAAGAUCAUGCGACGUAUUCUCAGGAAGAUCUUGAGCGGCGAGGCCGACAGUUUGGGUGAUAUCUCGACGCUUUCGGAUCCAACCGUGGUUCCCAAAAUCAUUGAGAUGUAUGAAACAACAAAGAAGAAAUGA